AUGGGUGUUCCGAAGUUCUUCCGAUGGCUGAGUGAGCGGUAUCCCGCCAUUUCCAUGCUCAUCAAGGAGAGCCGUAUUCCCGAAUUUGACAGCUUAUACCUGGAUAUGAACGGUAUUAUUCACAACUGUACACACAGCGAUAGUGACUCCCCGACGUUCCGCAUGUCGGAAGAGCAGAUGUUUAUUGCGAUCUUCAACUAUAUCGAGCACCUGUUUGGAAAGAUCAAGCCACAGAAGCUGUUUUUCAUGGCUGUCGAUGGUGUUGCACCACGAGCUAAGAUGAAUCAACAACGUGCACGCCGCUUCCGAACUGCGCUUGACGCUGAAAAUGCGAAGGAGAAGGCAAUCGCCCAGGGCAUGGAGAUGCCGAAAGAAGACCCAUUCGACAGCAACUGCAUCACACCCGGUACCGGGUUCAUGGCAAGACUGACGCAACAAUUGAAAUACUUCAUCAACAAGAAGAUUUCGGAAGAUUCGGAUUGGCAAGGAGUGGAAAUUGUGCUCUCGGGACAUGAGGUUCCCGGAGAAGGCGAGCACAAAAUCAUGGAAUACAUUCGUCAAGCGAAAGCGCAACCGGGUUACCACCCGAACGUGCGACACUGUCUGUAUGGCUUGGAUGCGGAUCUGAUCAUGUUGGGUCUUCUCAGUCAUGACCCCCAUUUCUGUCUUCUCCGAGAGGAGGUAACAUUUGGCCGUCAGACACAGAAAAAGCCCAAGGAGCUUGAACAUCAGAACUUCUAUCUUUUGCAUCUUAGCAUGGUUCGGGAGUAUCUGGAACUGGAAUUCCAAGAGCUAGAGCAAGAAGGAACUCUAAGCUUCCCGUUUGAUAUGGAGCGUGUUAUUGAUGACUUCAUUCUCAUGGCAUUUUUCGUGGGAAAUGAUUUCUUGCCCAAUUUGCCCAAUCUGCAUAUCAACGAGGGUGCCCUGGCGCUCAUGUUCAAGAUCUACAAGGAAGUCUUACCCAAGAUAGGUGGCUACAUCAACGAAGCGGGUACUAUCAGUCUGGAGCGCCUCGGAAAACUUAUUGAUGCGAUGAGUGUUUUCGAGCAUCGGUUCUUUGAGGCCGAAAACUCCGAUGCCCAAUGGGUCAAAUCGAAGAAGAAUGACGGUUCGCUCGAACUGGAGAAGGGCCCGAAAGAACUGACGAUCACGUCUUCGCAAAAGGAUCUUCUAAAGAAGAUAAAACAAUACGUUCUGAACCGGUCUGGAAAGGGAUCAGAAGCGAAACCUUUGGAUUUCCCUUCCACGCUACCGGCGCGUGAUCGUGGCUUUGUGGAACAGCUUGCAGACCAACUUCGAGUACCUUGGUCUACCACAGAAAAUGAGAACGGUGAUCGGUUCAUGAGACUCCAGCUGCCCGAGCCCGAGCAUGAUGGCAGCGAUGAUGAAGAAAACUUCGAAGACGAGGAGGCCACCCUGGCCACCCAGCGUAUUAUUCGGAAGUAUGAAAAGGCUAAGGUCCAGGACAUGACCGCCGAGGAAGCACAAGAAGCGGCGAAGAAGAAGUAUGAUGAGAAGUUUUAUGAGUGGAGAGAUAACUAUUAUCGCACUAAAUUCGGAUGGGGACUCGACAAUGAGGAGGAAUUGAAAAAGCUUGCCGAAAACUAUGUGCAAGGUCUUCAAUGGGUCCUAUUCUACUACUAUCGGGGUAUCGCAUCGUGGUCCUGGUUCUUCCGGUAUCACUAUGCCCCCAUGAUUUCUGACGUGACAAAAGGACUGGGUGUGGACAUGAAUUUCCGACUCGGCCAGCCCUUCCGGCCUUUCGAGCAGCUUAUGGGUGUCCUGCCGGACCGCAGUAAGAAGAUCGUUCCUACUGCAUACUGGGACCUGAUGACCUCGCCGGAAUCUCCCAUCAUUGACUUCUACCCUCGUGAUUUCGAUCUGGACAUGAACGGGAAAAAGAUGGAGUGGGAAGCCGUGGUCAAGAUUCCUUUCAUUGACGAAAAACGCCUCCUGGACGCCAUGAAAACCCGACAACAGCUCCUGACCCCUGAUGAGAAGGCUCGUAACGGGUUUGGAGCCAGCUUGAAAUUCACCUUCUCCCCCGAUGUGAACUUCGUCUACCCUUCUUCCAUGCCUGGUGUAUUCCCUGAUCUUCCCAACUGCCGCUGUAUUGAGAAUACCUUUGAACUGCCUACUAUGGACGGAUUGGUCCCAUACCAUGGACUGAUGGAUGGCGUGCAAUUGGGUGAUGCUGCCCUGGCCGGCUUCCCAAGUCUGAAGACUCUGCCUCGUGUCGGUCAAUUGGGCUUCCAUGGAGUCUGUGUAUUCCAGCAGGAAAGUCGCAACGAAAGUCAGGUCAUCACCCUUCUGGACCCAUCUAGUCGUGCCGGCAUUGAAUUGGCCAAGACAAAGCUUGGACAGCGAGUCCAUGUCGGAUACCCAUAUUUGCAAGAAGCCCUAGUUGUCCGUGUCUCAGACGAGCUGUUUGACUACAUUCUCCCACCGGGCGAGCAGCAUCCUGUACAGAUCCCGCACACCCCUCAGCAAAUUGAGCAAUGGAAGAAGAAGGCAGACAAGAUCGAAAGCAACUACAGCAAGCGGCUGGGCAUCAUUAUUGGAGGUGUCGAGUCUUUGGUCCAUAUUCAACUGUUGAAAGGUAUGAUCAAGACUGAUGACGGUGCCGUUAUUAAGGAGUUCGCGGACAUUCCCGGACAAGAAACCGAUUAUGCUCUUCAGGUGGUGGUUGACGACGUCGUCAACCCUGAUGUGCGUUUUAUUGAGCGCGAGGCUCUUCCAAUCGAAGAAGAGUUCCCUGUAAACUCUCGUUGCUUUUUCUUGGGCGACUUCAACUAUGGACGACCUGUCCAUGUGACUGGCCACUCUGAUGGAAAGGUGGAUGGGUUGGUCGCAGCAGUGAAAGGCCGAGAGCCAGAGUUUGGAAGGAAGCAUGUUGCAGAGGCUGAGCGAUCCUGCCCCUACAUGCCUUCGUAUGCUAUUGCACGAAAUCUGCGCCUCAACCCGCUGGUGCUAGCCAAGAUCACGUCCUCUUUCUCUGUUGACGUAGAGGGUCAGCGUGUCAACCUGGGCCUGAACCUCAAGUUCGAGGCUCGCAAGCAGAAAGUUCUUGGUUAUUCUCGUCGUGGUCAAUCUGGUUGGGAAUUCAGCCAGAAGGCGGUCAAUCUGCUCCAGCAGUACAUGAUUACCUUCCCUGAGUUCAUCGCUGGUAUUCAGCGCAACCCUCAGAAUGACCGUUAUUCACCUACCGAUUUCUACCCGGCGGAGAUUGCUCUUACGAAGAUCAAGGAGAUCCGCGAUUGGCUAAAGGCUGUUGAGGCCAAGGACUUUGCAAGAGUUCCUCUUGAAGCUGAGCAAUUAGACUCUGAUAUCGUCUUUCUCAUUCAAAAAGACGCCGAUGAGUUGACUCAGUCUCUUCCUGAGAUGCAGCCAAAGAAGGUUCGCGGUGUCCCUCGAGGUGCCCUGCUUCGGCCCGAGGAUGUCGAGCAUCGUCUUGGAAGCCAGACAUUCAAGCUCGGUGAUCGGGUCGUGUACGCUCAGAACUCCGGAAAGGUUCCAAUUGCCACUCGGGGUACCGUGGUGGGUCUGACCAGGACACCACUGACGAUUUUGCUUGAUGUGGUCUUUGACGUCUCUUUCAUGAGCGGCACAGAUCUCGGUAAGCGCUGCUCACCUUUCCGUGGCCAGACAGUUCCUGCGUCUUCGGUCCUGAAUUUGUCCUACCGGCAAUUGGUCACUAGCUCCCGUGCUGCAACAAGCCAGCAACCCCAGCAGGACCCCAUCCCUCUGACGGUUCCGGGAUAUGGUGCGCCCCUGGGACUGAAGAGUGCACCCACUCCUCCACCCUUGAGAGGUUCCUUCCAGGGCGCUGUCUCUGGAAACAAUGCCUCCCGUGGACGUGGUGGUCUCGGCAAUGGCCAGCCCACUACGCUGCCAUUCCGACCUCACAUCAAUGGGGGCCCCCCGCGUGGCCCGCGUGGUCGAGGCGCUCCUACUAAUGGCAACCGCGGAGGAAGAGGCGGUAGAGGCGGGUAUACUUCCGUUGACAACAGCGAUCCUGGCGAGGGUGUUAUUCAAAACAAUCCCAAUUUCCGACCUCAAAGCUACAACCAAGUUCCGCCGCCCCAGGGGGUGGAUCAACGGCGCGGCCGAGGACGCGGCCGUGGCAAUGGAUCCCGUGGCAAUGGAGCCCGUGGCCGGGGCCGUGGUGGUGCUGCUGCUGUGAAUGAAUAA
This is a messenger RNA of Penicillium odoratum, 4191 nucleotides long. Its product is annotated as chromatin-binding exonuclease XRN1. Gene Ontology annotation, molecular function: RNA binding; 5'-3' RNA exonuclease activity. Bases 1 to 4191 code for a protein of 1396 amino acids. The transcript is spliced from 2 exons. NCBI's taxonomy places the organism in Eukaryota, Fungi, Ascomycota, Eurotiomycetes, Eurotiales, Aspergillaceae. Gene Ontology annotation, biological process: rRNA catabolic process; nuclear-transcribed mRNA catabolic process. The record is from RefSeq and is a predicted model, not a curated record. Gene Ontology annotation, cellular component: nucleus.